CCUGCUCCGAGGGGUUCCCCCCAAGGCCCAGCGAGCCCGACCCUUAGAGCCAAUCCUUAUCCCGAAGUUACGGAUCCAUUUUGCCGACUUCCCUUAUCUACAUUGUUCUAUCAACUAGAGGCUGUUCACCUUGGAGACCUGCUGCGGUUAUGAGUACGACCUGGCGUGAAAACUAUUCCUUCCCGCGGAUUUUCAAGGGUCGUCGGGGCGCACC
This is a messenger RNA of Aspergillus heteromorphus CBS 117.55, 214 nucleotides long. RefSeq lists its product as uncharacterized. NCBI's taxonomy places the organism in Eukaryota, Fungi, Ascomycota, Eurotiomycetes, Eurotiales, Aspergillaceae. The transcript has a single exon. The record is from RefSeq and is a predicted model, not a curated record. The annotation marks the transcript as partial.